UUUUUUAAUAAUUUCCCCGAACCCAUCACAAAAACAAUAAUAGAAACACAUUUCCUUCAGAUUCCUCCAUUCAUUUUCUUCUGCCUGUCACUGUCACCAACUCUCCUCAAAAAAAUCAUCGAGCUCUCUUUCUGGGCCAUUGAGUUUAUUCUUGGAGAAUAAUUUGUCUACUUUCUCGAAGCACAAGAACAAUGCCUGAGAAAAUAACGUCAGAGGACUUUUUGAACAAUCUAGUAGAGACCGUUGCUGAUAGUGUUUCUAAGAAGAAAUCUGUGUCUUUCUUUGAGGAAGAAAAAUCAAACUCAGUUGUUUCUAGCUUCAAUCGGCUUUUUGGACGUCAGAGGCCUAUACACCAUAUUUUGGGGGGUGGAAAAUCUGCUGAUGUUUUAUUAUGGAGGAACAAGAAGAUCUCAGCCAGUGUUUUAGCUGGUGCAACAGCAAUAUGGGUUCUCUUUGAAUGGCUUAAUUACCAUUUCCUGACCCUUCUAUGCUUUGCUGUGGUUCUUGGCAUGCUUGCUCAGUUUGUUUGGUCAAAUGCCUCAGGUUUACUUAACAGGUCACCUUCUAAAGUGCCACGCCUUGUUCUGCCCGAUGAAUUAUUUGUCAGCAUUGGUAGGUCACUUGGUGCUGAGGUGAACCGAGGUUUACAGUUCCUGCAGGAUGUUGCAUGUGGAGGAAAUUUGAAACAAUUUCUUCUGGUUGCGGUAAGCUUAUGGGUUGCUGCUGUUAUAGGAAGUUGGUGCAACUUUUUGACUGUUUUGUACAUUGGUUUUGUUGCAGCCCAUGCAUUACCAGUCCUGUACGAGAAGUAUGAUGAGCAAAUUGAUAGCUUUGUUUACAAUGUGUUUGACCAAUUCCAAAAUCACUAUAAAAAGCUGGAUUCUGGUGUCUUGAGCAAGAUCCCCAAGGGAAAAUUCAAGCUCAAGAAGCAUGAUUAGGUACAUUUGUUCACAUCCAUUAGAUCUUCAGAUUUUCUCCAGCAUAUCAUAAUUUAGCCGGGGAUCCAAUCAAGCAGUUGUCAUUUAUAGAAUAUAUCGUGAUAGGAUUCUUGAAUAAAUGGUGUGUUAUUCAUGUGACAUACCACGUUGAAUCUUGUAAAUGGCUUGCCAAGCUCUGCUGCUAGGUUUAGGAGUGAUUUGGGUUUUGGUUGCACUUGAUGUUGAAUAGGAAUUUGACUGGUGCAUUGGCAGAUACACCAACCAACUUAAAUCCUGCCUGAUAAGUAUAACCAUAUGUAUUUAUUAUGAAGUCGUUGCUCUA
Molecule: messenger RNA, 1260 nt
Organism: Durio zibethinus
Lineage: Eukaryota; Viridiplantae; Streptophyta; Magnoliopsida; Malvales; Malvaceae
Product: reticulon-like protein B8
Biological process (GO): response to bacterium
Source: RefSeq, a predicted model, not a curated record